UGCACAUAAGUACUACUAAAUACUAUCAUUAACUCUCAUGUGUGUGGGUGUGUGUGUGUGUGUGUGUGUGUGUGUAGGAAUGUGGGAAUAAACACUAUAAAAUUUGCUUCUAUACGUUUUAUCACAAAUGCCCUUUGAGGUUCGCCACAGUACACGUCAUGUCACCUCACGUCACGACUGUUGAAGAGAGAAAUGACACAUGGGUUGGGCCAGGGGGCUGAAUGGAAAGAGACAAAUGCAGGUUCAGUUCCUCUAAAGGAUUAUGAAACAGCACAUGAAGAUAACAUCAAGGCCAUCACCGCCAUGAAGCUCAUUCUAGCAGUCUAUAUUCCUACUCCCACCAUCACCAUACAGCCUCCUCAGCAGCUCCACAGUGCAGACCGAGUCACUCUGAGUUGUGACAUCACACAGGGCGGAGGCUGGGAAUAUCACUGGGAGAGGAACAAUAAACACAUUCAUAAUCUGAUCAACAGAACCAUCACCUUCUCACUCCCUGAAGAGAGUGGUCACUACAACUGUUUUGGUAUAAGAAGGGGAUUACGAAGUUACAGCAGCCCUGACAUGACUGUAUCUAUGAAUGCUACAAUAGCUGUACAGCCACAGAGCCCUGUGUUCACUGGAGAGAACGUCACUCUGACAUGUGUGAUAGAGUAUCGUAGUGACUGGACAUAUAAGUGGUAUAAAGGGUCAAGUGCUCUUGAGUCUGAGGGAAACAUCUACACCAUCACUGCAGCUGCCCGCUCUGAUGGGGGCCAGUACUGGUGUCAGGGGGAGAGAACAGACAGAUCAACAACAUCAGAAAGGAGUAAUGAAGUUAAUAUUCAAGUGAUGGUCCUGUAUGCAACGUUAACUAUAGAGCCCCAGAGUCCUGUGUUCACUGGAGAGAAAGUCACUCUGAAAUGUAAGAUAGACUCUUUCAGUGGCUGGACAUAUAAGUGGUAUAAGGGGUCCAGCAGAACCCCAGUGUCUGAGGGAAACAGCUUCACCAUCAGAGGAGCUGCUGAGUCUCAUGAGGGCCAGUACUGGUGUCAGGGGGAGAGGACACACAGACCCAGAGCAACACAACCCAGUACAAAAGCUAACCUCAGUGUACAAACUCUACCUGAAGCUAAGCUAACAGCAGAGCCACAGAGUCCCUUGUCCACUGGGGGGAUGGUCACUCUGAAGUGUGUGAUAGAGUCUCACAGCAACUGGACAUAUAAGUGGUACAAGGACAAGAAGAACAAUCUUGUGAUUGAGGGGAACAACUUCACCAUCACCAGAGCUACUGACUCUGAUGAGGGUACAUACUGGUGCCAGGGGGUGAGAAGAGAGAGACCCACAUCAUCACAGCUCAGUAACUCACUUCCUGUUGGUAAGAGGGAUUCUGGGUCCAGUCUGUUAAUAAUGGGUGUGGCUGUGGCUGGGGGUGUGGCCGGUGGAGUGGUCCUCACUAUCAUCAUUUUAAAAGUUGUACCACGUUGCUGCAGAAGACAGACAGGUGCUGUGUCCAACACGUCUAGUGCAGGGCCUGGUCUUGCAGGCAGAAACACCACUGAUGAGUAUGAUGGAGAAGGGCGUCAUAUCUAUGAAACCACUGAAUUCACAGAACCGAGCAGACCAGUGAUGGAUACAGUGUACGACAAACUGUCAUUAAGCAAAAUGGCAGGCAUGCUAGAGGAUCCAUCAGAUGCAGGUCUCUGUACUUUGGGAGGAAAUGCUUCUCCACUGUCUAGCCCCUAUUCAUUAGCAGAGUGAAGCAACUUCAGCGUUUCUGAGGAGAACAAGCUGGGAAUAGGACAGAACUGUACACACGUGGGCAACACACACUGUGGUCAGAUCACUUUGAUGACAGUAGAUACGUAAACAACCUUGAUGAUACUUGAUAUGUGAGCAGUAUUCACUGUGUGCUCCACAAUAAACUUCUUGUGAAGUUCUG
Molecule: messenger RNA, 1918 nt
Organism: Alosa sapidissima (American shad)
Lineage: Eukaryota; Metazoa; Chordata; Actinopteri; Clupeiformes; Clupeidae
Product: leukocyte immunoglobulin-like receptor subfamily B member 2
Exons: 12
Coding region: 193-1737 (514 amino acids)
Biological process (GO): cell surface receptor signaling pathway
Molecular function (GO): transmembrane signaling receptor activity
Source: RefSeq, a predicted model, not a curated record